Papaver somniferum (opium poppy) is the source of this 2267-nucleotide messenger RNA. RefSeq lists its product as uncharacterized. The transcript has 2 exons. The coding region runs from base 32 to 703 and encodes 223 amino acids. NCBI's taxonomy places the organism in Eukaryota, Viridiplantae, Streptophyta, Magnoliopsida, Ranunculales, Papaveraceae. The record is from RefSeq and is a predicted model, not a curated record.
CAAAGUUUCCAAUUUGCUUCUUCUCCCGUUAAUGUGCAGCUUCAAUUUGUUUCAGAACACGGAAGCGCCAUUUCUGAUAUUGUGCUCAGAAGACGAUGAACUUGCUCCAUAUCUAGUAAUUUACAAUUUUGCUCAACGUUUACAAGACCUUGGCGGUGAUGUCAAACUAGUGAAAUGGAAUUGUUCUCCCCACGCGGGUCAUUACAGCCAAUACCCAGCUGAUUAUAAGGCCGCUGUUACCGAAUUGCUCAGCAAGGCAGUAUUGAUAUAUUCUAGAAGACUUGGAAAACUUGAAGGAGACAAAACGAGAAUAGAAGGGAACCAUGUGGGGGUAUCUGAAUCAAUCUAUAAUCUUCAGAAAGCCACAACAACUUCAUGUGAAAGUUUCCGACGAGUUGCUAUUGAUCCUAGUGACUACUUCUUUCUACCAAACUCAGGAUGUUUUUGUCUGGAACCGAGACUAGUAUCGGAAUCGUAUCUGGUACUGCAGUGUACCAAAUGGUAUCGGAACCGAGGUGCAGGGUACAGGUACCGGUCCAAAAUUUGGGAACUGAGGUUAGGGAGGUACAGGUACUCGGCCUCGGCAGGAAUCGAGCCGAACCGUACCGUGUACACCCUUAGUUUGGUCCUCCCUGUCAAAAUCUUGAGCGGCUGCACAUGUCUGCCCGGUCCCUCAAUACCUUUCAUUACAUUCUCUUUUUGACUAUUAACACUUCUAUCUUUUUUUAUGCAAAGUUAAUCAGUAAUGUUGUAUAUAAUGAUUCCAGCUUAUAUUGUAUUAAAACAAAAGGAGCGUUACGUAAAUUUGAGUUAGAGGGUGGCCCACCAUUUUAUCUUUAAGGAUUAUUCGAGUAGAUUCGAGCACCUUCCCACCUCAUUUGACAAGUCCAACAAAUUAACAUGUUUAAGUUACUUACUCUUUAAGGAUUAUCACUAUUGAUACACACGUAUCCUAUGACGUGUCUUUAUGUAACAUUCUUAUUUCGGCUAUAUAUAGCCCCUUUGUAUCCCUGGACCCUCUUGGUACCGAGAAAUAAAGAAUUGAGAAAUGAAAACUGAGAACUCUCUCUUACUUAUUUCACUUGUCUAUAUGUUAUCUAUUUAGUUUUGUAAUUAAUUAAGUUAAGUUGUUGUGAGCUAAUAUGAAAUGUAAAUGAGUCGGGCGACACCGUUUCAAAACACGUUAUCAGCACGAAAUGCUCUGUGCCGACGGCCGAUUCGUUACGAUCGGAGAGAAGCUAUCUGUUGGAGACAGGAGAAGGGAUAACUAUGCCAAACAGACAACAUAUGAUUUUGAUCACAACAAGACGUCAGUUUUCCACAAAUUGAUAAGUUCUAAAACUACGAUAAAAGGCUUGGCAGCCUUGGCUUAUCCAAGGUUGGCCAAUGGAGGUAAUGUUUGGCAAGUGUAUGGAAACGUAUAACAAGGUGAGUACAUAAAUGAGAAUAAAUAUCUCAAUAUUAACUCGCACAUACUUUGCGUUUUAAUUUCUUACUCUUUACAAUUUUAUUUUGGUACUAAUUGUUUAAUACGGGUGAAAGGAAAAUUAUUGCAUCUCUGAAGAACGGUGUAGAUUUAAUUUUUCUUGCUCUAAUAAUCUCUAGAAAUUUUAAAAUAAUUCCACCAGAAGUUGGAAUAUGUGCAGCAUAAUAUGGAUGCAAAAGUGCGUUCCGCUAGCUGGCUGGUCCCAGAAGUGACCCGUUACAAAUUUCUAGCCGGUUUUUAUCAUCGGUCCCUGAAGCGACCUGUGACUGAUAUCGAGGCAAUUUCAUGCAGUUUCAACAACGGGAGAAAAUUCGCGAAAACCAUCAUCACUUUAAAACUCCAAGAGUUGUAUUCUUUUUCAGUUUUUAUCCUAGUCGGAUUUUUCUGACAAGGUUUUAACGAGGAAACGGAUUUGCUCGGGUUUUGUCCCAUCGGAUUUUACCGGCAAAGCUUUAACAAGACAGUGUUUUUUAAAUGGUGGUCCAAGUGGGAGUGUUACGUAAAUUUGAGUUACAGGGUGGCCCACCAUUUUAUCUUUAAGGAUUACUCGAGUAGAUUCGAGCACCUUCCCACCUCAUUUGACAAGUCCAACGGAUUAACAUGUUUAAGUUACUUACUCUUUAAGGAUUAUCAAUAUUGAUACACACGUAUCCUAUGACGUGUCUUUAUGUAACAUUCUUAUUUAGGCUAUAUAUAGUCCCUUUGUAUCCCUGCACCCUCUUGGUACCGAGAAAUAGAGACUUGAGAAAUGAAAACUGAGAACUCUCCCUUACUUAUUUCA